GAAGCAAUUAAUGCUAAAAGGAACAUGUUGUCCCCUCAGCAUUUGUAAGGCUGAAGAAAUGGCAGCGAUUGGGAGUUUCGAAGGAUUCCAGCCCGUGUCUCUGAAGCAAGAGGGAGAUGACCAACCCUCUGAGACCGAUCACCUGUCCAUGGAGGAGGGGGACCCAGGCAAGGAACCAGUGCCCGGGCAGCUUUCAAGGCAGUCAAGUGUAACCAAAUCAACACUUUACCCCAAUCCUUAUCAGCAGCCUUAUAUCUCACGGAAGUACUUCGUUGCACGGCCGGGGGCCAUUGAGACUGCCAUGGAAGACUUGAAAAGCCACGUAGUGGAGACUUCUGGAGAGACCAUUCAAGGCUUCUGGCUCUUGACAGAGAUAGACCACUGGAAUAAUGAGAAGGAGAGGAUUUUGCUUGUCACAGACAAGACUCUCUUGAUCUGCAAAUACGACUUCAUCAUGCUCAGCUGUGUGCAGCUACAGCGGAUUCCCCUGAGUGCCAUCUAUCGCAUCUGCCUGGGCAAGUUUGUCUUCCCUGGGAUGUCACUGGACAAGAGACAAGGAGAAGGCCUUAGGAUCUACUGGGGGAGUCCGGAGGAGCAGUCCCUAUUGUCUCGCUGGAACCCAUGGUCCACUGAGGUUCCUUACGCUACUUUCACUGAGCAUCCUAUGAAAUACACCAGUGAGAAGUUUCUCGAAAUUUGCAAGCUGUCAGGGGCAGUGCUUUCUACUAUUCUGCCAUCCCUCAGUAUGACUUCCCAAGUGGUUUCAAGUAUUGGGUAUUGGAUCGACUUGCUCUUUAGCUCAGGAUGCUUCCGUCCCUACACAAAGAGGCUGAAACCUGUAGCCCGAAGGCUUGGAAAACCUGCUCAGCUGAGGAAUGUGGGCCUGCAGAAUUCUACUGGAUCUGGAAGAGGAAAGAAGCUGACGGUGUUAACAGAACCUAUUUUGAUCAAUACCUACACGGGGCUGAUGUCAUUCAUUGGAAACCGCAACAAACUUGGCUAUUCCCUUGCCCGUGGGAGCAUUGGUUUUUGAGACUCUUUUUGGUACACAAGUACAUCAUCCCUAAAUAUACCAUUAUUGAAGAUUCCAUUUCAGCCUGCCAUAUUUUUAAAUGGAAACAACUAAUUACUUUUAAAAAAUACUACAUGAUUUUGAAUAUUUAGUAUUUCAGGAAAUCUAAAAGCUUGAUUGGACUGAU
Galeopterus variegatus (Sunda flying lemur) is the source of this 1199-nucleotide messenger RNA. It is a transcript of the gene TPRG1, whose product is annotated as tumor protein p63 regulated 1. Gene Ontology annotation, cellular component: cytoplasm. The transcript is spliced from 8 exons. NCBI's taxonomy places the organism in Eukaryota, Metazoa, Chordata, Mammalia, Dermoptera, Cynocephalidae. The record is from RefSeq and is a predicted model, not a curated record. The coding region runs from base 11 to 1033 and encodes 340 amino acids.